Enterobius vermicularis (human pinworm) is the source of this 834-nucleotide messenger RNA. The record is from the annotation of a GenBank genome assembly. NCBI's taxonomy places the organism in Eukaryota, Metazoa, Nematoda, Chromadorea, Rhabditida, Oxyuridae.
AUGGCACCAAAGUCAGGAGCAUUCCGGCACUUGCAAAGGCGUAUGAGAAGAACGCUUAACUAUGGAACUCGCCGUAUGCAAAAUCUUCCUUUUUCAUUAUCCGGUAAUUCCCAAGUUGCAUUUUUCUACUGUUUGUUGCCAUUUUAUUACGGAGCAAGAAAGUACGGAUGUGUCGAUGCUUGUACAUUCUUGGUCGCUAUGGUGUAUGUGGACAGGGUUCGAAUUGCGGACAAAGCAUACUUCGAGUGUUCAGAUCCCAACGAUAUAUACCUUCCUGCACUGGUUAUUGCGUCGAAAUUUUUACAUGAUGGUGGUUUGGAAGAAUUUGUUUACAACGACGAAUGGGCAGCAUCGGCAAGCACUUCACUCAACAGGGUUAAUGAACUGGAACUGAAAAUCCUCGAUAUAUUGUCCUGGGACGUCAGCGUGAGUGGGAAAGACUUUGAACGUGUUCUUUAUGAGGCUGAGGCGUGGGUAGCAAGGAACGCUUUGCUAAAACAGGGCUUCCUCACAUACAAUGAAGCAGCAAUAUUAAGCUCAAGAAUCUCUUUAUUUCACAACAUUUUGCUACCUUUCAUAUCAAUUUUUGCGAGUCUGCUGGUCCUUUACUCUGCCGUAAUGUUUUCAGUGCUAGUUCUUCCCAAAGUGGCUCUUACCUACAGAAUUUAUGUUAAUGGUAAUUUGAGUUGUUUUUUAACACUUUAUUCACAAAGGGUUUUUGAACUAAGCUCAUUGUACAGGCGUUUAUUUGAAGUCCGGUUUUUAACUAUGCGGGUGCUAGGUGGUGUAGGCAUCAUUUUUUCUGCAGGAAAAUGUUGUCAUGUCGACUUUUAG